Molecule: messenger RNA, 1395 nt
Organism: Penaeus monodon (black tiger shrimp)
Lineage: Eukaryota; Metazoa; Arthropoda; Malacostraca; Decapoda; Penaeidae
Product: pyridoxine-5'-phosphate oxidase-like
Exons: 6
Coding region: 27-614 (195 amino acids)
Biological process (GO): pyridoxine biosynthetic process; pyridoxal 5'-phosphate biosynthetic process
Molecular function (GO): FMN binding; pyridoxamine phosphate oxidase activity
Source: RefSeq, a predicted model, not a curated record
CCUUGCGCGUUUUAGGCUGGUUUUUUAUGAAGAGCAACACACCAGGGAUUAUUGAAGCCAAUGCUAUGUGUAUUGCAACAGCUACAAAAGAAGGGAAACCAUCUGCUCGAAUGGUUCUGUUGAAAGGCUACGGGAAAGAUGGGUUCAGGUUUUUCACCAAUUAUGGAAGCAGAAAGGGACAGGAGUUGAUAGAAAAUCCCCAGGCUAGCCUUUGCUUUUACUGGGAACCUCUUAUGAGAUCCGUUCGUGUUGAAGGAAAUGUAGAACGGAUCAGUGAAAAGGAGUCGACAGAUUAUUUCCAUUCUCGCCCUCGCAGCAGUCAGAUUGGAGCAUGCCUUAGCCCACAAAGUCAGGUCAUCGAAGGUCGCCACGUGCUGAUAGAUAAAGAACAGCAACUUCAAGAAGAAUACAAAGAUGAAGAGAGUUCCAUUCCAAAACCAGAAAUAUGGGGUGGCUUUCGUGUGAUACCAGAAAUGAUCGAAUUUUGGCAAGGACAAACGACCCGCAUUCAUGACAGGAUCCGCUUCAGAAAACUCAAAGCCGAUGAAACUAUAGAUAAAAAAUUAACUCAUGAAGGAGAAGAUGGCUGGGUUUAUGAGAGACUGGCUCCAUAGAAGCAUGAAAGACCACAAAUGAAAAAGAGGCAUGAUUUUCUGUCUCUGUCUCUCUCUAUCUCUAUCUCUAUCUCUAUCUCUAUCUCUAUCUCUCUCUUAGGCAAUAACUGUACAUCCUGAAAGAUAAAAUCAAUCGCAGUGUACAAGAGGAAGCCAAAAAAAUCAGAGAUGUAUUUCAUAUGUAUAUUGUUGAUUUAAUUUAUGGGUUGAUUUCUUAUUUGUUGGUUAUUAUAAAUACUUUGAAUAAAUGUGCUUUCUUUAUUCAGAACUUGAAAACUUGCAUAUCCAUCGAUCAUACAUGCACACACUCAUGCUUAUAUGCAGAUAGAUGUUAACAUACACAUGUACAAACACAGUUGCAUUUUUUGUGUUUAAGUCUGUAUGUCAAUCAAUAUAUGAGAAUAUCCAAAGUAGUUUUUUUUUCUUCAUUAUCCUACAUCAAGUGAGGCACCAGACAUCAUCUGUCACAAAAAUAUGAAGGCAUGUAGGUCCAAAGGUGUUCAUAGAUCAAUUGCCCGAAAAUGUGUUUAUUAGAUGUUUUGUUCGUUAAAAUUGCAUUGACAUGUUCAAGUUAAUGUACUAUAAUGUCAUGACUGUAAUGCAUUAAUAUUGAAUAUAUUGAUGCUGAUGUAAUAGAUAAAAGUUAAAAUGAACAAUACAAUUAAUAAACACAUUUUUGGACAAUUGGUCUUCGAACACCUUUGGACUUGUAUGCCUUCAUUUUCUUAUGGCAAUCAGUGGCUGAUGUCCUCCCCUUGAUGAGGGCUUAUGAAGGAAAAAG